Nilaparvata lugens (brown planthopper) is the source of this 1761-nucleotide messenger RNA. RefSeq names its product carcinine transporter. The record is from RefSeq and is a predicted model, not a curated record. NCBI's taxonomy places the organism in Eukaryota, Metazoa, Arthropoda, Insecta, Hemiptera, Delphacidae. The transcript has 11 exons. Gene Ontology annotation, cellular component: membrane. Bases 40 to 1761 code for a protein of 573 amino acids. Gene Ontology annotation, molecular function: transmembrane transporter activity. Gene Ontology annotation, biological process: transmembrane transport.
AGUCCGAUUCUAGCUUUUUAACAGUGCUGUGGACUCACUAUGUCAGCAAACACGGAAUCCAAAGUUGAACAACCGUCAGUAAAGGAUGAUAGUCAACAGAAGGAUCAUGACGAAAUGGACCUGGACGACCUGUUGCCACACGUGGGAGAGUUUGGCAAGUACCAGAAGCUGCUGCUGUGGCUAGUGUGCCUGCCGGCAUGUGUGCCGUGUGGCUUCUGUGCCUUCAAUCAGCUGUUCAUGGCCGAUGUACCCGACCACUGGUGUCGGGUGCCCGAACUCAUGCGCCUCAACAUCACUCCCCAAUUCAGGAGACACAUUUCCAUUCCACUCGAGGAAGACUCGAGUGGAAAUGAAACAUACAGCAGCUGUGAAGCCUAUGCAGUGAACUGGUCGCAAGUGGCAUCAGUUGAGGAUCUAGUGCCAGACAGCAGUUGGCCCAAACAGCCAUGCUUAUUUGGAUGGGAAUACAGUAAAGACGAAUAUCAAUCCUCUAUUGUAAUCGAUUUUGAUUUGGUUUGUGAAAAAAAGAUCUACCCAACCAUAGGAUUAGCGGCUUUAAACACAGGAGGGCUUAUAGGUGUCUAUAUGUUUGGCAUCAUCAAUGACAAAUUUGGUAGGAGACAUUCAUUUUUCCUGUGCCUGUCAGUGCUUAUAUUUGGAAAUGUGUCAUCGGCGUUGAUGACAAAUUUCUGGAGUUGGGCCGCUUGUCGGUUCAUUGCAGGACUCACCAUUCCCGCUAUCUAUCAGAUUCCAUUCAUCAUUUCGUUGGAACUGGUUGGGCCAAACUAUCGGUCGUUCGUGACAGUCAUGACCUGCAUGUUCUACACAUUCGGGCUCAUAUUUCUGGCGGCCAUAACCUAUAUGGAGAGGGAUUGGACCCAAUUAUCAAUUGUUACAUCUUUACCAUUUGUCGUGUACUACAUUUACUGGUGUUUUUUGCCGGAAUCGCCCAGAUGGCUACUUGCUAAAGGGCGCUUAGAAGAAGCAUCAAAAAUAUUGGAAACUCUAGCAAGGGUCAAUAAUAAAGAACUACCCAACACAUUUCGACAGAAAUUGAAGCAAAGAAUGAUGCUUCAAAGAAGCCGAAGUGAAGAAAUGAGGGAUAAGAAAACACCCGGCCUCUGUACGCUCUGUCAAACGCCAAACAUGAGAUUGAAAACUACCCUCAUAACGCUCAAUUGGUUUGCCAAUGAGAUGGUGUAUGUCGGCCUAAGUUAUUACGGACCUGCACUGGGCAAUGAUAGGUAUCUGAGCUUCAUGCUGUCUUCACUUGUUGAGAUACCGAGCUAUUUGACGUGUUGGGUGGUGAUGGAUCGCUGGGGAAGGAGGUGGCCCCUCUCUAUAUGCAUGAUACUCAGUGGCAUAUCAUGCGUCAUUACAGUGCUACUUCCACCAGAUGCUGUGACCUUGACGUUGGUGCUUUUCUUAUUCUCCAAGUUCACCAUUUCUGCUUCAUUCUUGAUCAUCUACCCUUUCGCUGGAGAACUUUAUCCUACUCAACUUCGGGGAGUUGGAAUUGGAGCAUCAGCUUACAUAGGUGGCAUUGGAAUGAUCAUGAUUCCUUUCAUCACUUAUUUGGGUACAGACAACCUGAUACUUCCAUUAGUAAUAAUGGGUUGCGUGUCGGUGAUUGGCGGCGUGACAGGGUUGCGUCUGCCUGAGACCCUGCACCAUCGACUGCCGCAGACCUUGGAGGAGGGAGAAGAGUUCGGCAAAGACUGGACCAUCACCGAUUGUCUUCAGUGCAUUCCAAAGAAGUGA